CUCCUCGUGCCGCAGUACAGGAGGAGAGAGGUGCCAAUGGGUGGAAAAGGGAGAGACCUGUUAGCGCAUUCCUUCCCUUGCAGUUUCCCACGCCUCUUCAGGGCAUGAUGAUAGUAGUCUACUCGAGCGCAGUAGAAUACUAUCCGCAUUGGCUGGCACAUUUUUUUUCUUCUUCUUCACACAAUCUUUGGGGGAUACCUCAAUAGACUGAGGCUGCAGCACUGAAUAGCCUGUAACAGAAUGCAGUGCCUGUGCUUCACCACCAGAGGACCCCCCCUCAUGCUUUCUAGGUGUUGGUGCAAUUUACUUUAUUGAGCCGCAGUUUUCUUUCUUUCUUUUCUUCCCAUCCUACUCCUCCACACCUCCGAAGUGCGCGUCUUCCCAUUUUCUGUCCGCUGACCUGAAAACCUGCAUCCGGGCGCAAGAGAGACUCAGCAGACAUACUGAGUAUAUCCACACUGCAGUCAUGGCAACUGAAGGAGAAUCAAUGUUUCAUGAUCAAAGUGACUUCGAAUAUGAUUAUGAGACACUUCGAACUACAGGGGUCAUCAUUGGUGUGAUCUUGUUUGUGUCGGGUAUCCUAAUAGCUCUUACUCUAAUACAGCAGGCACCCAAAUACCAAAGACAGAGGUGCCUCCUCAAACAGUAUAGACGAAGUGUGCAUGGAGGCGAGGGAGAGUCAUCAUUGGAGGUGCUGCAGAGAGGCAAACACACACAGUAACACACACUGACUUGUUUAUGGCUGACACACACCAGUGUCCAUUGGAACAUCAAGUAUGUUACACACCCAGCCCAAGCUGACCAGAAGAAUGAUUCAAUUGUCAAUCUUGAUUUAAAUAAAAUGUAUAUCAAGCCAAGAUGAA
Coregonus clupeaformis (lake whitefish) is the source of this 863-nucleotide messenger RNA. Its product is annotated as phospholemman. The record is from RefSeq and is a predicted model, not a curated record. Gene Ontology annotation, biological process: regulation of sodium ion transmembrane transporter activity. Gene Ontology annotation, cellular component: membrane. Gene Ontology annotation, molecular function: sodium channel regulator activity. NCBI's taxonomy places the organism in Eukaryota, Metazoa, Chordata, Actinopteri, Salmoniformes, Salmonidae. The coding region runs from base 467 to 721 and encodes 84 amino acids. The transcript has 5 exons.